Messenger RNA from Limulus polyphemus (Atlantic horseshoe crab), 6735 nucleotides. RefSeq names its product IQ motif and SEC7 domain-containing protein 1-like. Gene Ontology annotation, biological process: actin cytoskeleton organization; regulation of ARF protein signal transduction. Gene Ontology annotation, molecular function: protein binding; guanyl-nucleotide exchange factor activity. Lineage: Eukaryota; Metazoa; Arthropoda; Merostomata; Xiphosura; Limulidae. The transcript is spliced from 14 exons. The record is from RefSeq and is a predicted model, not a curated record. Bases 2003 to 5200 code for a protein of 1065 amino acids.
GAAAUUUUAAUAUUUGAGGAGGGAUAACGGGGGAUGGGGGAAUAGAGCUAGGCUUAUCCUUUUCACCAGAACGGGUACGCAUUCAUGUAUAAGAUAAUCUAAAUAAUCUCCAUAAGGGCCUAUUUAUCCUUGCCAGUGAAGGAAAAUGAUAUUUCCAUAAGGAAGCCCUAAUUUAAAACAGGUUCGUCGUUUAUUUUCAAAAAUCAUACCCUAUUUCGCGUGUUCUGGUCGUUUCAAAUAGUUUUCCUUUGUCUUGUUAAACUUUUACUGCCCAAAUUACUUGACGUUGUGAAUAAGAUAGAAACUUAAACAGUUUGUAUAAUAAUAUGCACUAUAAAUUUAAAUAAUGAAUUUAUACUCCUUUUUUUUCCUGUUCGAUUAUUGCAACAGCGCAUAAAGUAAGAAAAAAGUACUGAAAUAAUGAUCAAAAAUUAAAGUUGAACUGUAUAUCUAACUACUGAUACUAGAAGUAUUGUCAAUAAAACUGCAUUAAACAGUUGCAGCAAACAGGAAAGAUGACUAGAAUUCAGCCACGUGAGAAGUCUUAGCCAAUUGCACUGCAGCUUUGUUGGCACGUGCCAUAAUUCUUUUCAACCAUGGUUGUGGUUUUCGUUUGGCUCUCGUCAAUGUACUCGCCAUGGUAGCAUUGAUUACGCAUUAUUAUCCGACACCUCGAUUUUAAUUACAAUAAGCUUUUGCAAAGGACGGUGAGGUCAAUUUUAAACCACACAAGUCUUGAUAACUUUCCGCAUACCCUGCAGUGUACAUGCAAAUUGAUUCCCAAGACCCCGUUUAGUUAUUUUUCCAAUGUGAACAGCUGCUGUUUUUGAGACGUGGUUUGAAGCUUGCGAACUUUUGGUUUGCGAGUCUUCGUUGCCUUAAACCCACUGUUUAUUAUUUUAGGAAAAUUGCAUCAGAUAAUAUCCCCACCUUCGUUGUAAUGACUUGCUAUACCUCCUUCGUAACCACAGCUUUAAUUUUAUGACCGAGAAUUACUCCAGAUUGGUUUGGGGUGUGAAAGGCAUUACUGUAAGAGCUUUUCUGCUUCCGUGGAAGACAUUAAUAGGUUCCUUCUUCGAAAUGUUGUGCCCCUUCGUUCUGCAUCAUUUAACUAUAUUACUUUACGAAUUCCCUUUUUACUGAACGGGCUGUGACAUAAUAUUUGAAAUAUAAAUUUAUCAGUUGCGACAGUGAACUGUCAAUUGGUCAGGAAUUCAUCUCGAAUCAAAUAUCCAGGUGUCAGUAAUGUCGUUAGUGGCAUAUCUACAUUAUCAUGUGUAAAUCGCUCUUAGAAAUGGAUAUUAACCUUGUCUUCAACUUAUAUAAAAACUCUUUAUUAAUACAGUACGAGCUUAAAUCGGACACACUAGAGAGAUUAUGAAUUCUAAAACAUUAAAAGGAUAAUACAUAUACUUUCUUGGCCCUCAUAAAACUUACAGCUGAGAAUGAAAGGAACUUACUCUUACAAAAUAUCAAAUCUUGCCUUUACUUAAGUCUUUUUGCGUGUAUAAAACUGCUGACAAACCGCGAAAUUAUGUUAAUAAUACUGUGUACAAACUGUUUACUACAUCAAAUAUAAGGUGACAAUUUAUAACUAUAACUACUUUCUUAUUAACAAAAUCUCUGCAAUCAAUGCCGUUCCUGGUGCUUUUUUUUUAAUUAAAGAAUUUUAAAAACUCAUUACUUGAUACGUAAUACAUUCAUAAAAUCUCGCUCAUGUCACGUACUGCAAGGUUUUUUACCCACUCUGCUAUUGGUUGAAUUGUAUAAAUUAUUUGAGCGGCGAUUCGUCAAUUUCCUGUUUUCAAGUGUAUUAUUCACUUCAAUUGUAGAAGGUCUAGUUGGUGAAAGCAUUGCUUGGAAGUUAUGACAGCGUAUACAAAGUGACAUGUGUCUCUCGCAGUUAACAAUGUUUUUCUGCUAGUAGUUAUAUACCUGUUUCAUAAAAGAAAUUUCAAUUUAAAUAUUUUUUGUUCAGUUAUUACAGUUUUCCUCCAAGGAUAUGCUAUUCUGUGUAUGUGGAUUUGUUUGCAGCUCAGCCCAGAAAACACCAGAUUACUCAGCAUGGGGUCUAUGUCCUCCCACAGCUCAACCAUGUUUACAUUAUUUAGAAACUAGCCCCGAACUGAAUCGUAAAACAAUCAUCUGCAAGACUUCUGGUAGUGGACACUUUGGAACCAAGAAAACUCCACCUAGGAGAGUAGAUGAUGAUGAUGCUUUAAAACGAACUCGCCUGAACAACAGUCAGUAUGAACUGUCUCAGGACUUGCAGGAUAAACAAGUAGAAAUGCUAGAGAGGAAGUAUGGUGGUGUGUGUGCUCGAAAAGCAGCCCUAACAAUUCAGCGUGCAUUCCGAAAACACUGCAUGAGUAAACGGUUUCAGCAACUCACCCAUCCAGGGAAGAAAGAAUGUCGAACUUCUCGACGAUUUACUAACACUAAAUCAGAAGGAAAACAUUGGUUGUCUACUAGUGACCACAGCAGUUGUUCUGAGGCGAUGGACAAUGGUGCCUUUUAUGGGAAAGAUAAAGAUUUAGAGAAUGAUCUGUGUAUGAGACACUCACUUGCUUAUAUUGAUGCUGUGGUGAAGUCCAAUCUCUCUACUUUGUGUCGCAAUUUAGGUGAAAAAUCACAAAUCCAAAACUUUUAUUCAUCUAAUCGCCACUUAAGACUAUCUGAUGCAAGUCCACAUAGAUAUGUAUUAGAUUUUCCUUCAUGCACCACAGUAUCUACCAGCUCCACAAGUUUUCCUGAACACGUGGUUCCCUCUUGUGAUAUGUUUAACAAUGUAGAUGAUUCUGUGUCAGAAGUUAAUCAUCUUCCUGCAACACUAGAUGAUAAUAGUAUAUACCACACACCUCCAAUGAAUGUGCAACCUUCCUCUUGUAUUCCUUAUCACUCAUACCGGACAGCAGUGCAAAAGAGUGGUGGGAAAAGAUAUAUUCCAUCAAAAAGUGGACCAAUUUUGUUUCCCAAUCCUAGUCAGUCAACACCAUCCAGUAGGAUUUCUGAACAGUUCUAUACUCCUAGACAGUCACUUUCAUCAGAGGAAAACACAAUAAGCAGUAGUAAUACUGGAGACCCGAGCAUUGAUUCACUAAGUGAAGAUAGUCAACAACUAAACAAAGCUUCUUCAGCCAGACGUUCUGUUAAUGUCUCUAUGGGAUACACUUUUCAAUUGACUGAAAACCAGCCUCACAGAACACCUGGCAGAACUUGUGAUUAUGUCAUUGAAAGGAAAUGUGGCCAACCGUAUGUGGACCAUAGAAGGGUUUCAUCUCAGGAAAGUAGAAAACCCACUAUUGUUCCAAACCAUGAGAUGAAAUAUCUAAGUAAAUCUACUAAGUGGCCAAACCAAACACUAGGGCAAAAGUCAAGAGAAUCAAACUACAGUUAUGAACCACAUUCAGUCCACAACAAAGCUGUAGGAGUAGAUGAUAAGAGCAGACAGACUGCCAGAAAAUGCAGUAUAGAAUACUCACCCACUUGGAAUAGAAAAACUCUCACAAUGGCUGAACAAGUGCUUCUUGAGGGCCAAGUGGAUGAUAGAAGGUUGGGUAAUAUCUCAGAAAAUAGUGAAGAUAGCCUAGAGAGUGCAAGUUAUUCAACCUCUCCACCAGUUUCAUCUUCAGAUGCCUUUUCAGCAAAUAAUUACCCAGAGUGGGCUACUGCACAAGAAACAGUUUCAACAUCAUUACUCUAUAAGUCGCAAGUUUCUGAACUCCAAAGAAAACGUCAGUAUCGGGUGGGUCUGAAUCUGUUCAACAAAAAACCAGAAAGAGGAAUUAAUUAUCUGAUCCACAGCAAUUUCUUGGAAUCAACACCUAAAGCUGUAGCACGAUUCCUUAUCUCAAGAAAAGGGCUGAGCAAGCAGAAUAUUGGAGAAUACCUUGGAAACCUUCAAAAUAAUUUCAAUUCAACAGUACUAGAAUGUUUUGUUGAAGAGGUUGAUCUCGCUGGGAUGCAAGUUGAUGUCGCUCUCAGGAAGUACCAAACUUUCUUCAGAAUGCCAGGUGAGGCCCAGAAAAUUGAGAAGCUAGUAGAAGUCUUCAGUAAUAGGUACAUAGCAUGUAAUCGAGAUGUAGUAUCAAAAUUUCAGAACCCAGACACAAUCUUUAUUCUUGCUUUUGCUAUCAUCAUGUUGAACACUGAUCUUCAUACACCAAACCUGAAAGCUGAUAAACGUAUGAAACUUGAAGAUUUCAUAAAAAACCUGAGAGGAAUUGAUGACGGCCACGACCUUGACAGGGACAUGCUAGUAGGAAUCUAUGAAAGAAUCAAAACAAGCGAAUUUAAACCAGGAUCUGAUCAUGUGACCCAAGUCCUAAAGGUCCAACAGACGAUAGUAGGUAAAAAGCCAAACCUUGCACAACCUCACAGAAGACUAGUCUGCUACUGCCGGCUCUAUGAAGUUUAUGACAUUAACAAAAAAGAAAGAGCAGGAAUCCAUCAAAGAGAAGUGUUCUUGUUUAAUGACACUCUUAUGGUUACAAAAAUCUUCAGCAAGAAGAAAACCAGCAUCACAUAUACGUUUAGACAAUCUUUCCCCUUGUGUGGGAUGAGUGUUACCCUCUUUGAAGCACCCUAUUAUAUGCACGGAAUUCGACUUGCACAAAGGCUUAACAACAAAGUUUUGGUUACAUUCAAUGCCAGAAAUGAACAUGACCGUAGCAAGUUUGUGGACGAUUUGAAGGAGUCAAUUUUAGAGAUGGAUGAAAUGGAAAACCUUCGGAUAGAAACAGAACUUGAGAAACAGAAAUCUCUGAGAAGCAGAACAGUAGAAAACAGAGACUCUGGAGUAGCUGACAUAGUAAUUUUCCCAACAAAUAGCCAAGAGAAUAUUAGGCUUUCACCUGAUAGGCAGUCUUCAAACCUAAAACGGUCAACUUUAUCUAAUUCUCUACUUGACCUUCAUGACCAACAGAUGAACAAGCCUAUUCGAAGAGGUAGUGCAGGUUCUCUGGACAGUGGAAUGUCAGUGUCUUUCCAGUCGUCUUCAGCAAGUACGGGGAGUCAGGAUUCGCAAUCACAAGCCGUGGCCAGUAACCGGACACACGUCCCUCUACAACAGGGAACCAUGGGAACCCCUAGUGAGAGAUUUGUAAAUCAGCAAGGCUUUCUUGGAGGGCUGUUUGGAAAAAAGAUCAAGACUCCCAUUAGAAGAGUCGUAGUACGAACUGCCGAUAGUACAGAUGUUUGAAAAACAUUAACUCUUAUACAAAAUCAAAUUGUUUCCUUGAGUUGAUCGAUCAUGGGAUGAAAUGUCAAUGGAAAAACGAAGUGAACUCGAAGAAGUCAUAAUAAUAAAAUAUGAUGAAAAUAUACAGUAAUACCGAAAUAAUAUCUACUGCAGUUUAGUCCCCUAACUCUUGUGCUUUGCUAUUGCUAUCUCUUCUAUUGGAAAAGAAUGUAAGUGAUGAAGCACAUUAACACUGAACUCGUUUUCAGGGUAUACUGUAAUAGAGUGAUUCAUUUUUUCCCUUGAUAUUUCGACUUGUUUAGUGGAAGCAGUUAAUUUGUAUUUAGAAUGAACGGUGGCAUUUUUUCCCAAAGAUUCUGUAUAAUGUACGAGUUUAAGUUAUGUUUUAAGAGACCCCGUGUUCCAUUAUUUUAAUUUCACUGUUAGAGUGCGUCGGACUUUUGCAAAAGGUGUGUUAUAAAAUACGCCUGUAUAUACACAAAUCUAAAAGAGGAGAAAGGGUUAUUGUAAAGCUUUCGAGUACAAUAGUGUUAUUGUAUAGGUGAAAUUCUGUAAAUACAUGUAGGUCUGCCUUCUCGUACUGUAACAAAUUUAAUUUUUUCUUAGUUUUUAGUAUUAUUCUUUCUUGAACGUUUAACUGAAAUACGAAAAACGAUAUUUCUAUGAAUUAGCAUGAUAAUCGUCUUAUUGUAUGGACAAUUGCAUGAGCCUGAGUAUAUUACAAAUUACUUGGGCCGGGCGUAGUGGUUGGCGCAUCAGGCUGCGGAUCGAGAUGUUUGAAGUUCGUGCCGCUGAACGCGCUCCAAACUUUUAGCUGUGGGGACGUUAUAACAGUGACAGUCAGACCUGUUCUCCAAUUUGAAAAGCCGGCAAAGCUCUUGUGACAACUCGUGCUGCUGUCUGGUAGCCGCCCUUCCGUCUGGCCAGUCCCUAAAUCCUAGGGGUCUCUGACCUAGCCGUUUAGCUCUCGUGCGCAGAAAGUGGCCUUCAAAUUGAAAAUUCCAAUUCCAUGAAAUAUUACACAGUACUUAGGACCAGCUUAAUCGUAUAUGUUGUUAUAAUUAUGACGAGUGUAUAAUGCAUAGCCUACAUGUCAGCCAUAACAGGUAAUACAAUUAUUUCAUUGUUCUAAACGACCCAGUUAGUGAAAAUUUGUAUGAUAUGACAAAUAAAAAAUAUAGCAAAAAUUUAUUGUAUUUUAGUAAUCCGCUGAGGUAUAAAGUAGAGUUUAAAAAAGAAAUACUUAAUUCAUAAAAAAAACAAACAAUAAUAACACAUCAGCAUAGUAAUACACAAGUGAUUAAAGAAUAAUAAUGAAUUAAUAAACUAUUUAAAGGAAGAUUGUUGUCUGGCAUAAAGUAAGAAACAUGCCAGAGCAGGUUUUCUGAUGUAUAGUAAACAAUAUGAGGGUUUUGCUUUCACGUACUUUAAAUGAAAUAAAUAUAAAUCAGGAUUGAAUUUUUCGCACGUUUUAAACUGUCAGUGAGAAGUAAUUUGUUAAAUAAAUAUGGCGAUUGAUGGAAUAAUUUUACGAA